Messenger RNA from Fusarium redolens, 750 nucleotides. RefSeq lists its product as uncharacterized. The transcript has 3 exons. Lineage: Eukaryota; Fungi; Ascomycota; Sordariomycetes; Hypocreales; Nectriaceae. The record is from RefSeq and is a predicted model, not a curated record. Bases 195 to 659 code for a protein of 154 amino acids.
CGAUAAUCACCCGUAUAGCCAUUAGUCGAGCGCCACAAUUCUAUCGAAGCUCGUAUUCAACCUAAAUCGGUUUUCACCGCAAAGUCGAAUGUUUGCCAUGUAGUAUAAAUAGUGGCUGUUAUUCAGCUCAUUUUCCCUCGUCAGAUCUCAAUCAUCCUCUGUACUCAACACAAGCCAUCCUUUCACUCGUCAAAAUGAAGUUCAGCAUCCUCACCGCCCUUACCGCCAUUGUCGGCAGCGCUGCCGCUGCCAACCAAGCUGUUGUUACGAACGACUGCUCUGGUACUAUCUAUGUUCAGUCUUGGCCUUACAAUGGCGGAGCUCCUGGACCUCUGGUGACCCUCAAGCCCGGACAGAAGUUCUCUGAGAACCUGCGCUCCACUGGCUCGACUGUCAAGAUUGCUACUACCAAGACUCUCACCAACCCUCUCUUCUUCGGUUACUCCUCUACCUCCAAGCCCAACUACGUUUACUGUGAGUCCAACACUCAAUGGGGUAACCCCUUCGCCAACAAGCACAACAUUCUCACCACUGGUAAAGGAUGCAAGCAGUUUGACUGCAAGGCUGGUGACGCUUCUUGCUACAGCACUCCCAGCAUGAAGAAGGUCUAUGGUUGUCCCAGCCCUGCUACUAUCUCAGCCACCAUCUGCGCCAAGUAGAGGAGACGUUAGAGAGACGGGGAAUAGAGAGAGAAAUAUAUAAAUCUUAUUGGUAGAGGUAGUAAUACAUAUUCAAUAAUGUAAACGCUUA